Molecule: messenger RNA, 835 nt
Organism: Photinus pyralis (common eastern firefly)
Lineage: Eukaryota; Metazoa; Arthropoda; Insecta; Coleoptera; Lampyridae
Product: pancreatic triacylglycerol lipase-like
Exons: 2
Coding region: 23-793 (256 amino acids)
Biological process (GO): lipid metabolic process
Molecular function (GO): lipase activity
Source: RefSeq, a predicted model, not a curated record
AGGGUCUGGUUAUAAAGUAAACAUGACUCAAAUUAAAGAUUUGAAGAUUUCCCAGCUCUACCAACCUAUAAACGACAAUUUCUUCAUAAUCCAUGGCUGGCGAAAUUCCUACCUAUCCAAAGUAAACACACUGCUCACGGAGGCUCUUCUGAAAGCGAGCGACAUGAACGUUUUUGUUCUAGAUUGGUCUAUUAGAGCAAACGGAUCGUAUGUCAAAGCAUUUCGGAGUGUUGAAGUCGUAGGUUCUCAUCUGGCAAGCUUUAUUAGUGCACUGCUUCGAGAAUUUCAAUUAGAUAAACGUUCAGCUGUACUCGUGGGUUACAGUCUUGGGGCUCAUAUUGCGGGAUGCACAGGUGCUGCCGUCAAUGGUACGUUGAGGAAUAUAGUAGGGCUUGAUCCGGCAGGCCCACUGUUCACUCUGACGAAUACCAAAAACCGUCUAGAUAAAGGGGAUGCCGAAUUCGUGCAGGUUAUACACACAGCCGGUGGGAUGGCUGGAUUUUUAAGUUCAAUUGGCCACGCUGACUACUUCCCAAAUGAUGGGACACUUCCUCAACCCGGAUGUGGAGCUGAUCCGUUGGGUAGUUGUGCUCAUGGUCGAGCGUUUGUGUACUAUUCAGAGUCUGUUACUCGGAAUGGAUUUGCAGCUCUUCAAUGCAGCAGCUAUAAGAUGUAUCGAAAUGGAAUGUGCGCCCACCAGCAUUUAUCUUACCUUGGUGGACUACACAUCGAUACAAGCGCAAAUGGAGAUUACUAUUUGGAUACUAACAUGAAUGCACCUUACGGAAGUUAAACCUACUAGUGCGAAAUGCCAAUUUGAACCGAGACCUGCACC